GGGCGCAGCUACCUUAGCCCAUCUCUAUCGGGCUAAGGGAAUGCCUCUAUGAAAGGAAAGGCCGAGUGUUGUGCUUUUGGUACUCUACUACAGAUAUGGGCAUGGGACCAUAUACAUAUUGGACGUCCCGAUCGAGUUGGAGCUCUAUCGGAUCUGCAUGAUUGUCCAUUGGGUUGUCGGUGGAACAUGGGAUUGCGAUUUCGUGGAAAUGUCAGGGCGACCGAUAUUGAGUUUUAUCGCGAUGAGCUAGAUCAGCAAAGAGAGUCACAAGUUACAUGGAUGCCCUAUACGGAGGAUGUUUUGAUCGGUCUUCCUGCAUUUUGUCUUGAGGGCUCAGCAAUCUGGCGUUCGAGAACUAGUUUGAUAUGCUAUCAUAUUGUCGAGCUACAUUUACCUGAUAGAGUUCUGCGUCAGUUUGGAUUGCUGCAGCAUAUACCGGAUCCUGUAGAAGCUAUACAGAGGAUCACCUCGCAGGGUAGAUCAGGCGAGGACUGGGCAGCAUUUCAUGCUCCAUAUAUUCAGCGUUGGGCAGAUCGUCUUGAGCAUAUUGCGGAGCAGAGUCCUUUCGUCGAUCCAGAUCCGAUACGAGCUACCUCUGUAUACAUGCAGUGGUAUUGGGGGAUCACACGGAGGUGGAUUUCUCGUCCUGUACAGCGGCCUCCACUUACUUUUCUGCCGCGUGGGAAUGUCGAGCGACGAUUGGUGUAUGCUAUCCGGCAUGCUGUUAGCGGUAUCGGUCAUUUGAUGGAUGAUCCUCCGGAGCCCACUAGAAUGAUCGAUGCUCUAGCACAUGUAAGGUGGGAUCUCGAGAGCGUGUUAGAGAGCCUUCCGACAUUACCCGUGACAGGACAUUCGGAUGUUUCUUCUCCGACAUUUGGUGCUCACGGUGAUAUUCCCUCCACCUCUACACCUGCAUAUGAUUUCGGUGAUAUUCCCUCCACGUCCGCGCCUACAUAUGGUUUCGAUGAUAUUCCCUCCACCUCGAUGCCUGCGUAUGAUUUUCCAUCGACAUCUGUCCCAAUUCAUCCAUCUGAUGUCCCUUCGACUUCUGAUGUCCCUUCGACAUCGGAAGUGCAGUUUGAUAUUCCGUCGGCGUCCAUCCCUCCAUUUGAGAUUCCAUCUACGUCAGAGGUUCGUCGCGAUGAUAUUGUAUAUCAACGUAGGCGACGACGACGAGGUCAUAUUGGGACGCAGGAAGGGAUACUACCAUCAGCUGUUGAGCAAGGGAUGGAGCAGAUUGUCGAGGGCAUCGCCAUCGAGCAUAUUGAUGAGAUGCAUGUCAUUGAGCCCGUGCAGCCUGAGAUGGAGCAUGACAUACAUAUUCGAGGACGGAGUCGAGGACGCGGUCGUGGACGCGGACGUGGACGUGGCAGGGGACGAGGGCGAGAGCAUAGGAGGGGGAUGGAGGGGACUUGA
Molecule: messenger RNA, 1416 nt
Organism: Ananas comosus (pineapple)
Lineage: Eukaryota; Viridiplantae; Streptophyta; Magnoliopsida; Poales; Bromeliaceae
Exons: 6
Coding region: 49-1416 (455 amino acids)
Source: RefSeq, a predicted model, not a curated record